GCCUGCCACAAGAAGUUAGACCGGAGCAUUGGUGGGGAUGAACUAUGUAUUCAAGCGGCCGUUCUGCAUCGCCUUCAUCGAUUUUUGCUUCGAGAAUUUCCACGUCGGCGUGUGGUCUUCCAGGAUGGAGGCCAACGUGCGCAAGAUCCUUGACUACAUCGGUGAGGGUUUGCAGCACAAGGUAAUGUUCGUCAUGCAUCAAGGCGAUUGCACCGCCACGGGGUUUAAGAAUCCUACGAACAGACGCCAGCCGCUGUUUCUGAAGGAGCUCGCGAAAGUUUGGUCGAGAUUCCCUGACGGCGAAUUUAAUGAGACCAACACUCUCCUUAUUGAUGACACUCCCUAUAAAGCGCUACUCAAUCCUCCUCACACGGCAAUUUUCUUGAAACCGUACACCUACAAUGAGCAGGAUAAUUUCUUGGCAGAGGGAUUGGUGGGGUAUUUGACGCAUCUGCGAAAUGCGGCGGAUGUGCGAGAGUUUGUGAGAAUGCAUCCGAUUGGGAUGCCGGCUAUCGCUGCAGGGUGUAUGCAUUGGAAUUUGUAUCGAAGCGUUUUGGAGAAGAUAAAAGAGGUCACAGAUGCAUCGACGCAUAGGAUCGCGUCGGGGAACUUGGAGCCACGGCCGCAUUUCUCUUCCACGGCGGAGGCGUUGGUGUUGGAAGAGUCGGUGCGGAACCUUUCGCUUCAUUAAUUGCUGUGUGUUGCGAAACUAGCGAUGACUCACUUGCUGGGCGAAUAGUUCAAGGAAGGAAAAAUGUAAAAUCGUUAUUUACCAGCAGUUACUGUGGGCUACAUUUUGUAUUAUCGACAAGAAAAUUAGAAACAAUGCAAGAAUACAUGAUGAUAAAACACAAAUUGUUCCGCUACCUUGCCAAAUCAGUGUGAGCAAUAUUAUAAAUAAUUCCAGCAAUGGGUAAUUACAUAUAGUGCUGAUCACCAUUUUUGUGUAUUGCCAAAACACUUGUACAUUGAAACAAUUUACAUUGAAAUCUUGUGGUGACAA
Physcomitrium patens is the source of this 1003-nucleotide messenger RNA. RefSeq lists its product as uncharacterized. The record is from RefSeq and is a predicted model, not a curated record. Lineage: Eukaryota; Viridiplantae; Streptophyta; Bryopsida; Funariales; Funariaceae.